This is a messenger RNA of Synchiropus splendidus (mandarinfish), 5318 nucleotides long. It is a transcript of the gene mmel1, whose product is annotated as membrane metallo-endopeptidase-like 1. Gene Ontology annotation, cellular component: plasma membrane. Gene Ontology annotation, molecular function: metalloendopeptidase activity. Gene Ontology annotation, biological process: protein processing. The record is from RefSeq and is a predicted model, not a curated record. Lineage: Eukaryota; Metazoa; Chordata; Actinopteri; Syngnathiformes; Callionymidae. Bases 159 to 2465 code for a protein of 768 amino acids. The transcript is spliced from 24 exons.
AGCCUACAGAGCUGGAUAACACCUCCCUCAGCCCGCAGCAGCCGCCUCAUUUCUCUACACACCAGCUCUGAGUGGAUGCUCAGCAGGGGUGUUUGAGAUAUUAGCCAGCGGCGGGGGGGAUCGGCUCAAGGACUUCCGCCAUCCACACGACAAGGGAAAUGGGAAAAUCGGAAAGCCAAAUGGAUAUCAUGGAAAAAUCUAGUAAACCAGGAAAACACCGCUGGACUGUCGCUGAAAUCGGACUUUCUGUGCUGCUGCUGUUGGUCAGCUGUGCCCUGGCCGGGCUGGUGGUCCUCUACACAACUGUUGUGAAAGAACAAUCUCACCGGCCGACGCUGACAAGAAGCACCACAGUAGACCAACUGUACAGGUCCAGCAUCGACAAUGUGUGCACAACUGCAGAAUGUGUUACUGCAGCCUCCAGACUGUUGCAGAACAUGGAUCAGUCCGUGAAGCCGUGUGACAACUUCUACCAGUACGCCUGCGGGGGUUGGCUGGAGCGACACGUAAUCCCGGAGACCAGCUCCCGUCACAGCGUGUUUGACAUUCUGAGGGACAAACUUGAGAUUGUCCUCAAAGGUGUUUUGGAAACGGAGGAUGAACAGGACCGGGCUGCCAUCCAGAAGGCCAAAGUCCUUUAUAUGUCCUGCAUGAAUGAGAGUCUCAUCGAGCAGCGUGAUUCUCAGCCGCUGCUGCAGCUCAUCGAGAGCAUCGGCGGCUGGCCUGUCGCGUCCAGUGACUGGGCCAACACCACAGGAGAAACGUGGAGUCUGGAGGACACUCUGGCCACACUCACAGCUCGGUACUACAAGAAGGUCCUGCUCGACUUGUAUGUUUGGACUGAUGACCGUGACUCUCGCCGCCAUAUUAUUUAUAUCGACCAGCCUGGACUUGGAAUGCCGUCAAGAGACUAUUAUUUCAAUGAUGGAAACUACAAAAAGGUUCGGGAGGCCUACUUGCACUUCAUGGUUUCCAUUGCAACGAUAACGCGAGAAGACCGGAACUUGACUGUGGAUGACGACCACGUGUGGGAGGAGAUGAUGCAAGUGCUGGAUCUGGAGACAGACAUUGCCAACGCAACAUCACCUGCAGAGGAGCGCCAAGAUGUCACCAUCCUUUACAACAAGAUGACGAUUGAUCAGCUCCAGACCACGUUUCACCUGAAUGGCUUCAACUGGACUCGGUUUAUUCAAGGCGUGCUUUCCAGUGUGUCCAUAGAAGUGCAGCUGGAGGAGGAAGUGGUGGUCUACAGCACCCCUUACCUCGAGAAGAUGAAUGAAGUCCUUUCCAAACACAGUGCCAGAACCAUCCAGAACUACCUCACCUGGCAGCUCAUCAUCGACAGAGUUAACAGCUUGAGCCAUCGUUUCAAAGAUGCCAGAGCUCGCUACAGAAAGACUUUAUACGGAACGACGGUGGAGGACGCUUGGUGGCGAGAAUGUGUCCGGUACGUCCAGAGCAGCAUGGAGAAUGCAGUGGGUGCACUGUAUGUGCGCGAGACGUUCGCUGGAGAAAGUAAGCGAAUGGUCAGCGACCUUAUCAGCAAGAUCCAGAAGGCCUAUGUUGAGACUCUGGAGGAGUUGAGCUGGAUGGACGCUCCCUCGAAGGAAAAAGCGCGAGAGAAGGCCAUGUCCAUCAAGGAACACAUCGGGUACCCAGACCACAUCCUGCAGAGCAGCAACACAAAGCUCGAUCAAGAAUACGCCCAUUUGAAUUUCAGCGAGGAACUUUACUUUGAGAACAUCCUGGAGAACCUCAAGUCAGAAGCUCACAAGAGCCUGAAGAAGCUACGAGAACCAGUUGAUCCAGACCUGUGGAUCAUCGGGCCGGCAGUGGUGAAUGCAUUUUACUCUCCGAACAGAAACCAAAUAGUGUUUCCGGCUGGAAUCCUGCAGCCACCCUUCUUCAGUAAACAUCAACACCAGGCGCUGAACUUUGGUGGCAUAGGAAUGGUCAUUGGACAUGAGAUCACGCACGGAUUUGAUGACAAUGGACGCAAUUUUGACAAGGAUGGAAACAUGCUCAACUGGUGGAGUAACUUCUCCGCCGAGCACUUUAAAGAGCAGUCGCAGUGCAUGGUCCAACAAUACGGCAACUUCAACUGGAAACUGGCCGGAGGACAAAACGUCAGUGGAAUCAGCACUUUGGGGGAGAACAUCGCCGACAACGGAGGGGUGCGUCAGGCGUAUAAGGCUUAUCUGCAGUGGGUGGAGACGGAAGGGGAGGAGGCUCGUCUGCCGGGACUGGGUCUGGACCACAAGCAGCUUUUCUUUCUCAACUUCGCUCAAGUUUGGUGCGGAGCCUAUCGACCCGAAUACGCCAGCCAGUCCAUCAAGACAGACUCCCACAGUCCUCUGGAAUACAGGGUGCUUGGAUCUCUGCAAAACUUCGAGGCAUUUUCAGAGGCGUUCCAGUGCCCGAAAGGAAGUCGGAUGAACCCGGAGCGGAAGUGUCGUGUCUGGUAGAGAGUCUGGCUUGGUCCAACCCACACUGAUGCUCCUGCUCAUGACUAUUUAUUUAGGGAAACAGUGGUGAAAUGGAGAGUUCGGGAUUACAACCCUCAGUUUUGAUUCUGUAAAGUAACUUUCAUCGAGUCUGCUGACUGUUGCUGGGGAGCCACCCGACUGAAAGGGUUCCAGAUUGUUACACUUUUCUGUAGAUUUCGUGAAUCAUCCGCUGAAGUUUGAUGGGGCGCUGGAACCCUCUGGUGUAUUUCUAUCUUGAGGGUGUUGGGAGAAACUAAACGGAGAGGUACCAUUUGAAUAAAGAAGGAAAAGCUUGAGGCUUUGCCGGAGCGCGGCGGCGCUAGAUUAGUCACAGUCGGAGAGUCUGGUCAUUCACUGUUACAUAAAACAAAUUACCGAAAGACUGUUAAAUCAUCGCUGAGCGCAGCAGGUUCCAGCAUUGUUACACUCGCAAGGUCAUGAAAUAUUUAAAUGGAGGAUAAAAGUUUCUUAAUCGCUCUGCAAACGAUUGUUGCCCAUCGGCUGCUGCUGAGACAAAGUUGUGUGGUUACAGAAAGUAUGGCCGAUGCUUUAUGAAUAUGAAUAGCUUGACUUAAAUUCACAGAGGGGCCACAGUAAAAUAGAGCUUUCUCAAGAAAGAGCGAGAAUAACAUGGAAUAUAUAACAAGAAACGUUGGACAAUCGUUGAGAAAGAACAGUCAAUGUGUUUGAUAAAAAAUGAUGUAGUUUCAUAUAUAUAUAUAUAUAUAUAUAUAUAUAUAUAUAUAUAUAUAUAUAUAUAUGAGAUAUAUAUAUAUGGCCCCGUAACUGUCAUCAGAUUUUGCUUUUAACAGCUUUUUCUGUUAAUAGCAGCGGCACAUUUAAAUAGCAUUGGAAUGUCAAUAUUGUGUGCAAUAUACAUGUCACUUUAGAAUCACCAUAACCAUGGAACGGACACGGAACGGUGGACUGGACUUAGGGAACCUUUAUAAUGACUUGUCCAAUUAGGAAGUCUGUUAAAACACAAAAAAUACCAAAAUGUAAUGUCCAUGAGAUGAGUUAAGUUAGCAGAUGAAAUAUAUAUAAUAUUUUGGAAAAUUAAUAUUAGCUGAAAAUCUAAAAAAAAAUGAAUAUAUAUGGGCUUAUAAAUGGAAUUAAGUUUCUUACCAGGAAGAAAAUAUUAUUAAAAAUAAAUCUUGAAUAUGUUACGGUACAUCAAAAACAUUUUAAAUAUAUAUGUAUAUUAUUAAUCUGGUAUAGUAGUACAACAUAAGGGCUCAACUUUUAGGAGGAAAGAACAUUGCAAGAAGCCAUAAAGGUGCUAUAUAAAUGAAUUGUUACCACAACAGUCAUUGCACACCAUCUCCUUUACUCAAUUGGAAAGCCAGGCUUUAUUUGGGGAGCAUGAAGAACAGUGGCCCUCAACAUGGCUCCUCCAUCGCUGCUCUCAAGGGUGCCCGCUGAACCGUGCAGCUGAUGGACACACAGAUGAAGUGGCUUCUGCUCUCUGAUCUCGCAUUGAUUAGUGAGUUGAGAUGAAAGUCCUGGAGCACUGUCACUGAACCGCGGAACCCUCGGGCAAGCACGCUGAAUAGAGGCCUGUCAUUGAUGAAAAGGUCAGAGCCAGGACUGUUAUUUUCUACCUUUAUUGACCGGUAAUGACGGGAAACAAACACAUCAGAGGAUGAAAGUCGAGCUCCCCCACGCGCACACGCACACACACACACACACACACACACACACACACACACACACACUUGUUUGCUCGUGGUUGUUCACAGAUGCCUUGCUAAACUGACUGUUAGGUCUCGGCGGAGGCUGCUGAACUGAAUGUCGCUUCAAAGCUUUUUAUUGUCUCCUCUCGCUGUAUUUUUUUGGUGAAUGUUUGGGGUGUAGCUGUGCACACUUUGGGUUCAUAUUCUUUUGAAGCCUUCCUGCUGGCUCUCCUCAUAUGUUCAGUGACUUGCUUUAGCCUCACAAGUUUGAGUCCAUAUGCUACUGUACUCAACUGACAUGAAUGAUCAUCAAUAGGACGCUAUGUUGUAUUAAGGAUUUAGCUCUUUACUACAUCUCUCAGAUCCUGUUGUGACCGAUUUAAAAAGGAGUCAUGUGCUGUUGAGAUUAACUAAUGCUAACAACACAUCAUAGAAACGCAUGAACUUGUAGAGAGACUCAGAGUAAACUCAGAUAAAAUGUGUUUCGUAGUGCUCAACAGUGAUUUAACUUGUGUGAAUACGUGUAAGUAACCAGCCUAAACACGUGCACUGCUACACCCUGGUGAAGACUGUUGAAGCAGAAGUCCUGGCAACACUUUGUCAUGCUAAGAAACAACUAUUUACUCAAACUGUCACAUGAAGUGUUGUUGUAUAUUCUUGAUGUAUUUCUCCCCAAUGUUUAUAUAUAAAUUAUUUCAAUCCUUAUUGUUUUGCUUUCAUGUCAUCACAGUGAAAUGAUCUUGUUUUGUAAUGACCUGCCAAGUAUGAGCUAUUUGAGCAGUAUAUAUAUUGCUAAAUAUAUCGUCACGUGUUUAUCUAUUUACCGAUCAGAGAAAUUUAUUUAUCUACAUGAAUGUUUAUGAGGUAGCAGUGUUGCUUAGCCAGAUGUUUUAAUGACUGUUCCUGCUGCUGUCAAACACACGCACGGACACACACAAUCGGACUGUACAUUUUGUGACUCUUAUCUGUUAUUAAAGUGAAUUGACCAACUACCCAUGUCAAGUCUGUUUCAACACAAAACAAGUGCUGUACAACGUUGGGCUCGAGCUGCUGUUCACCAAUAUAUCCACCAGGGGGAGCGGCCCAGAGUCAACAGUUUUGAAGUAUUGAUCGCGUACCUCUUGCGCAAAAGAGGAAACGGAAACAGUGUUGUAGGAGA